Messenger RNA from Triticum urartu, 844 nucleotides. Its product is annotated as signal recognition particle 14 kDa protein. The record is from RefSeq and is a predicted model, not a curated record. Gene Ontology annotation, biological process: SRP-dependent cotranslational protein targeting to membrane. Lineage: Eukaryota; Viridiplantae; Streptophyta; Magnoliopsida; Poales; Poaceae. Gene Ontology annotation, cellular component: signal recognition particle, endoplasmic reticulum targeting. Gene Ontology annotation, molecular function: endoplasmic reticulum signal sequence receptor activity; 7S RNA binding.
CCCCCCCCCCCCCCCCCCCCCCCCCCCCCCCCCCCCCCCAACCCCAGCGGCGGAGCCGACGAAGAGGAGAGCAAGGCUCGGCGGACAAGGGGAAGACCUCCGCUCCCCCGGCGAUCGCGAGGCCACCCUCCUCAAGAUGGUGCUGAUGCAGGCAGAUCCGUUCCUGAGCGAGCUGACCAACAUGUACGAGCGGAGCACGGAGAAGGGCUCCGUGUGGGUCACCAUGAAGCGAUCGUCGAUGAAGUGUCAGGCUAGGUUGAAGAAGAUGGCGAGUAAGGGGGAGCCUGUCGAGUACCGGUGCCUUGUCCGCGCCUCCGAUGGCAAGAGGAACAUCUCCACCUCGCUGUCUGCAAAGGAGUAUCUGAAAUUCCAAGCUUCAUAUGCCCUGGUUCUUAAAGCCCACAUGCAUGCUUUGAAGAAGAGGGAGAGGAAGGACAGGAAGAAGACGGUCGAGGCAGAGAAGAUACCCGAGAAGGAACCGAAGAAGCAGAAGAAAUCAUCUUCGAAGAAGUCUGCAGGGUCUAAGUAGUGAGGUACUUGCAGAAUUUACCGAGACCUUUUUCGCCCACAUGUGCGGUCAAGACGUUGUCACCUGUUUUACCCUUAAUUCAUGUCCGCGAGAUGAAGCCUGUGAAUACCUAUAUAGAGACGCGUCGUCGCCUGGCAUUUUGAAGCAGCGUUUUGAUCUGGUUGUAAGCCUCCCUGGAUGGCAUGGGCAUGCUUUCUUGAACUGCUAGAUCUGACCACCAAAAGUCUUAGUUCAGUUUGGAAUGGUUCAUCGGUUUGAUGGUUUUAGGCCUAUGAUAUGAAUGAAGAAUCUGUCGCUUGGUUGUUGGAAAGGCAA